AUGGCAACAGAAGAAAAAAAACCAGAAGCAGAAACCACAAAAACACAAUCUACACCUUCCUCAUCAACCAAUCAGAGCAAGCCUGCACCUGUAAAGCCAAAUUACGCAUUAAAGUUCACACUAGCAGGACACACUAAAGCUGUAUCUUUGGUAAAGUUUAGUCCAAAUGGAGAAUGGUUAGCAAGUUCUUCUGCAGAUAAGCUCAUUAAAAUUUGGGGAGCAUAUGAUGGAAAAUUUGAGAAAACAAUAUCUGGGCACAAACUGGGAAUUUCGGAUGUUGCCUGGUCAUCAGAUUCUAAUUUUCUUGUGUCUGCUUCCCAUGAUAAAACUCUUAAGAUAUGGGAUGUUAGUUCUGGAAAGUGUCUAAAAACACUGAAGGGUCACAGUAAUUAUGUCUUUUGCUGCAACUUCAAUCCCCAAUCCAACCUCAUCGUUUCAGGAUCUUUUGAUGAAAGCGUAAGGAUAUGGGAUGUAAAAACAGGAAAGUGCCUCAAGACAUUACCUGCUCAUUCUGACCCUGUUUCAGCUGUUCAUUUUAAUCGUGAUGGAUCCUUGAUAGUAUCAAGUAGUUAUGAUGGUCUCUGUUGAAUCUGGGAUACAGAGCAAGUAGGAUCACAUACAUUUUACGUAAUUCUUAUGGAAAAACUAAAAUUCAUUUUAUAACAUCUACCUUGUUU
Messenger RNA from Antechinus flavipes (yellow-footed antechinus), 677 nucleotides. RefSeq names its product WD repeat-containing protein 5-like. The record is from RefSeq and is a predicted model, not a curated record. Gene Ontology annotation, cellular component: Set1C/COMPASS complex. Gene Ontology annotation, molecular function: histone binding. NCBI's taxonomy places the organism in Eukaryota, Metazoa, Chordata, Mammalia, Dasyuromorphia, Dasyuridae. The transcript has a single exon.